Amphimedon queenslandica is the source of this 764-nucleotide messenger RNA. Its product is annotated as 40S ribosomal protein S7-like. The transcript is spliced from 7 exons. The record is from RefSeq and is a predicted model, not a curated record. Lineage: Eukaryota; Metazoa; Porifera; Demospongiae; Haplosclerida; Niphatidae. Gene Ontology annotation, biological process: ribosomal small subunit biogenesis; translation; rRNA processing. Gene Ontology annotation, cellular component: cytosolic small ribosomal subunit; small-subunit processome; 90S preribosome. Gene Ontology annotation, molecular function: structural constituent of ribosome. Bases 92 to 676 code for a protein of 194 amino acids.
UGAAAUGGGCGUGGCAUAAACAACUGGGAGUGGCUAGUUAUUAAUAGUAGUUAUUAAUUGAUUCUUUCUUUCUCAAGGUGGACACGAGGAGAUGACUGCAUAUCGGCCAGGAGUAAAGAUUGUUAAAAGAGGAGGUAAACCUCUGGAUAAAUUUGAAGAAUCCAUACAGCAGGCAAUUCUUGACAUUGAAUCCUCUUCUGAUAUGAAAGCAACUUUAAGAGAGGUCUAUUUCACUGGAGCGAAGGAAGUUGAUGCCGCAGGGAAAAAGGCAAUUUGCAUAUACUUACCAGUUCCUCUUCAGAAGACGUUUCAAAAGGUUCAGGUCCGAACUGUGAGAGAAUUAGAGAAAAAGUUCUCAGGGCGACCAAUAGUGUUCAUAGCCCAGCGUAGGAUCCUACCAAAGGAAAAGAGGAACCAGCGAUCGAAACAGAAGCAGCCAAGACCAAGGAGUCGUACACUGACUGCAGUCCACAAUGCAUUGCUUGAUGAUGUGGUGUAUCCAGCUGAAGUGGUUGGGAAGAGAACUAGAAUCAGGAUGGAUGGCUCACAGUUAAUUAAAGUGCAUCUUGAUAAAACCCAACAGACAAACCUGGAGCAUAAGCUUGAUGUUUUUUCUGCCAUUUAUAAAAGGUUGACAGGAAAAACUGUCAAUUUUGAAUUUCCUUCAGACAGUUAAAGAGAGAAAUUAAUAAUUAUUAUUAAUCUUAUAAUUAUGAUUAAGAAAGGAAAUUGAAAGUUGUUUUGGAAUAAAAUUAAUAAUAUAA